AAACAUCAUUUCCUUGAACGGUUUUCGAUAUACUUGUGUGCUGGCGAAGGCUGCUGCACGAUGGUGUCUGACGUGGUAGCUUGUGAUAUGUUCCGAAAUCCGACCGCCCGCGCCAGCUAAUGGCUUACUGUUCACAGGCACAUGUUCAGAGGCGCUCAGGUGCUGAGCCGAAGGAGGAUGUCUCAGGGCUUUGUCCUGCUUGUCCUCAACGUUAACCAUUCCUUGACACCGUCAUGUCUCUCGAGCCAUUCAUAUCCUUGUAUCGAUAUGCUCUCGAACCGAUAGCACCUUUUAGCUAUGUUGGCAUCAGAGUCUCCUCCAUCGAACUGGUAGCUGCACUCCGGCUUUGCAGCAUGCUGAGACAGAUCAGGGAAAACUUGCAUGCCAAGCAUCAGCGCAGCGUUGGCGAUAAAUCCGCGUCUGUGGAGGAGAGGUCCUUCCUAAGAGACGCAUGCACCUCGCUCACGGUCAAGUUUGGAGGAGAGGCUAUCAUAGGCCCUCUACUCGGUGUUCCUCCAUCUUUCGUGCUCUCAGGUGUUUCCCCUGGUGUGUACAUCGCUGCACAGGCGAUUGUAGAGUAUAUCCCUGUCAUACCAUCCAUGUCGCUCACCACUGAGCUUCCGCUAUCUAUCGUCGACGGAUUCACCCGCGCGUUGCUUCUCUGCAGUCUCAUACCCAAACCCGUCAUCACCCACGCGUCUCCCGUCAUCGCGUCUUCCCCAUGGACUCUCCUGCUCUCCUCUCUUGUCAUCGCUAAUGGAGGCUUCUUCAUAACCAGCAUGUUCUCCUUCCUCGAGCCCACCCCGCUCACACUUACCACCCCUGCCGCGAUCAAGCCCUACGGCUGGACAGCCACGGACCUUUGGUGUGCGCCAUUCAUCACGGGGCUCUAUGCCCUCCUCACGCACGCCCAGCCAUUCUGGGCUGAGCUCCACAGCGUGAUAUCCACCGUCCUCGGAAGUGUGGGUGAUAAAGUGGAGCCCAUGGACCCAGAGUCCGCCCGUGCGCUGUGCGCGCUAAUUCUCGCGGGAAUGUUCACCACCCGAACCGCGAAGAACUUUGGGCUUGUCUGGAAGAGGAGUGUUGCUGAGAAGAUCAAGAUACAGUGAAUAUCCAAAGUGAUAGGAAAGAAACACGAAACCUUGGUUUUGUAGCGAACGCGGAAGAUGUAGUCAUGCAAGAUAUUUAUGAAUGAGAUAACCUUGUUUUUGUUGCAAAGCGUUAGGAGACUGCUGGCAGCUCCACCACUACUGCACGGAGAGCGUAUGCUAACGAUUCCUUGGUGC
This is a messenger RNA of Suillus clintonianus, 1286 nucleotides long. RefSeq lists its product as uncharacterized. The record is from RefSeq and is a predicted model, not a curated record. The coding region runs from base 234 to 1109 and encodes 291 amino acids. NCBI's taxonomy places the organism in Eukaryota, Fungi, Basidiomycota, Agaricomycetes, Boletales, Suillaceae. The transcript has 4 exons.